AUGGAGUUUCUUGGUCACAUUUUUGUACAAAAAAAGAAUUCCACCCCUCCUAAAGAUGUACAAGUGAAAGCUCAGAACAUCUGGACAUGUGGAGAUAACAAAAUCAUGAAACUCUACACCCUCUAGGGCAAACUACUAAAGUAAAUCAAAACCAAGUCAGGGAAGAGACCACGUGGCAUAGCAGUGACAAGGAGUGGAGAUCUGGUUUAUAGCGACCCUGAAACAAGAAUUGUAAACAUUGUGAAGAAUGACCGUAUACAGAAAGUGAACAGACUACAGGUAUGGAAACCUUACAAUGUGUGUAGUUCCUCUUCUUGUGACCUCCUAGUUACCAUGGUCAGUGAUAAUGAUAAACAAUCAAAAGUUGUCCGUUACACUGGCUCUACGGAGAAACAAACCAUUCGGUUUGAUAGUGAAGGUAAACCUCUGUAUUCAUCUGAUGACCUCAAAUACAUCAGUGAGAACAGGAACCUGGAUAUCUGUGUGGCUGACUAUGGAGCCGAAGCAGUAGUGGUGGUUAAUCAGGCAGGAAGACUCCGAUUUAGAUACACUGGUCAUCCUACUACUACCAAGAGAUCGUUUUAUCUAUGCGGCAUCACAACAGACAGCCAGAGUCAUAUCUUAACAGUAGACUGUUUCAACAACUGUAUCCACAUCCUAGAUCAGGAUGGACAGUUUCUCCGUUGCAUUGAUAACUGUGACCUAUGGCGUCCAUAUAGUUUAUGCAUAGAUACCAUAGACAAUUUCUUUGUAGGUGACUGGGGCAGUGGUAAAUUGAAGAUAAUCAAAUACAUGUAA
Messenger RNA from Saccostrea cuccullata (small rock oyster), 798 nucleotides. RefSeq lists its product as uncharacterized. Gene Ontology annotation, molecular function: translation repressor activity; ubiquitin protein ligase activity. The record is from RefSeq and is a predicted model, not a curated record. The transcript has 2 exons. Gene Ontology annotation, biological process: protein polyubiquitination; proteasome-mediated ubiquitin-dependent protein catabolic process; negative regulation of translation. NCBI's taxonomy places the organism in Eukaryota, Metazoa, Mollusca, Bivalvia, Ostreida, Ostreidae.